Messenger RNA from Trichoderma citrinoviride, 777 nucleotides. RefSeq names its product NAD(P)-binding protein. The coding region runs from base 1 to 777 and encodes 258 amino acids. The transcript is spliced from 2 exons. NCBI's taxonomy places the organism in Eukaryota, Fungi, Ascomycota, Sordariomycetes, Hypocreales, Hypocreaceae. The record is from RefSeq and is a predicted model, not a curated record.
AUGUCUCCAACCGUCGUCCUCGUCACCGGUGCAAACCGCGGCAUCGGCUACGAAAUCAUAAAAGCCCUCGUCCAAUCCCCCCUCCCCUACAAAAUCUUCCUCGCCGCCCGCGACCCCUCCAAGGGCGAAUCCGCCGCCUCCUCCCUCCGCCCCCUCGUCAACCACCCGAAAACCUCCAUCUCCGUCCUCCAGCUCGACGUCUCCUCCCCGCCCUCCAUCCAGUCCGCCGCCGAACAAGUCCGCCGGGAAGCAGGCAGGCUCGACGUCCUCGUUAACAACGCCGGCAUAGUCGACCAGGCCCCCGACCCCCUCGCCCGCCUGCGCAACACCCUCGAGGUCAACACCAUCGGCCCCUUUGCCGUCACGCAGGCCUUUAAGCCCCUCCUCAAGAUCCAGCCCGAGGGCGAGGAUGCAGAGCCCAAGACGAAGCGCAUCAUCCACGUCUCCAGCGGCCUCGGCUCCAUCGGCGAGAGGCUCAACCCAAAGGGCACCUAUUACGCCGUCGGGUCGCCCGAGUACCGCAUGAGCAAGGCCGCCCUCAACAUGCUCGCCGCGUGCGACGCCUACGAGCUCAAGGACGACGGCGUAAAGGUCUUUGCCUUUGAUCCCGAGUUUGUGGCCACGACCUUCGCGAACGGCGACCCUGAGGAGCGCCGCAAGAUGGGCGCGUUGGAGCCGAGCGUCAGUGGCGAGAGCUGUCGCGACAUCAUCGAGGGGAAGCGAGAUGCCGAGACAAACAAGUUUGUGAGCAUCAACGGGAAGGAUUGGCCAUGGUAA